Molecule: messenger RNA, 633 nt
Organism: Lasiodiplodia theobromae
Lineage: Eukaryota; Fungi; Ascomycota; Dothideomycetes; Botryosphaeriales; Botryosphaeriaceae
Product: reverse transcriptase
Exons: 3
Coding region: 1-633 (210 amino acids)
Source: RefSeq, a predicted model, not a curated record
AUGCCAGCAAUCGUACACAGAUUCUCCCCAGUAUCCUUGGACUCGGACAGAAAGGUGUUCAGCCACGCUGAUUUCGUGCUCGUGCAGAACGCACUGGCCGAUAACGUUGACAGGUUCGCGAAAAAAGAUGAGCCCCAGACUAAAAUCGAAAUCGCGUCCACAAUCCUGCCCAAUACCGAGUACCAAGACCAGAAAAGCGGCCAACCGGGCGAUAACUCGAUCCCUACUAGGGACUCCGACGAGGAGCUCGACGAGCAAGAGGCAAGAGCUGGAGCGUUUAUGGGAACCGUGGCGGAUUCUGAACUAUCUCGCACCACAGCCAUGGAUGCGGCACAGCACGGAGCCGCCGGCUUCGACGCAAACAGGAUAAGUCCGAAAUUAGAGACCAAGCUCGAGAACGGCAUCACUGCGUAUGGCGACGAGCCGAUAGUGAAAGCGUUUGCCGCAGCGGUUAACAAGCACCCUGGAGUCUGGAUGGAAAAGAACGACUUCGUGCAGGUACCGCUGGAGCGUCAGAUGACUAUCCCAUUAAAGGAUGGUUGGGAGCGCGAUACCAAGCUCUCCACCAAACUCUACCUGAUGGCUGACAAAAUUGGGGAGUUGAAGCUGUUAUCCGGAUGCAUCUGUUUGUAA